Gopherus evgoodei (Goodes thornscrub tortoise) is the source of this 3191-nucleotide messenger RNA. It is a transcript of the gene CAPSL, whose product is annotated as calcyphosine like. The transcript is spliced from 5 exons. The record is from RefSeq and is a predicted model, not a curated record. Gene Ontology annotation, molecular function: calcium ion binding. Lineage: Eukaryota; Metazoa; Chordata; Testudines; Testudinidae. Bases 63 to 767 code for a protein of 234 amino acids.
UGAGUGGCCUCAGGAAGAAGCCAUACUGACGCUGGGGACGAGGCCAGGCAGUCUGCAGAGGGAUGCCUCUGGGAGAGACUGGAAUUUCUUGUCCCCACAGAGUCUCUAAUUUUGGAAGCACCACAAUUUAUUGCAAAAUGAUGCCUGGUACGGCGAGGCAUGACCGAGACAUGGCAGUCCAGGCCAAAAGAAAUCUGGCCAAAACCACAGACCCAGUUGAGAGGCUUCGGCUGCAGUGUCUAGCAAGAGGGUCUGCAGGUAUCAAAGGACUUGGCAGAGUAUUUCGGAUUAUGGAUGACAACCAAAACAGAACCCUUGAUUUCAAAGAAUUCUUGAAAGGGUUAAAUGAUUAUGCUGUAACAAUAGACAAGGAAGAAGCUCAAGAGCUUUUCAGGAUCUUUGAUAAAGAUGGCAACGGAACAAUAGACUUUGAUGAAUUUCUUGUAACGUUAAGACCUCCAAUGUCUAAUGCCAGAAAAGAGGUGGUCAUGCAAGCAUUUAGGAAGUUUGACAAAACCGGUGAUGGUAUUGUAACCAUUGAAGACUUACGGGGGGUGUAUAAUGCAAAGCAUCAUCCCAAAUAUCAGAAUGGAGAAUGGACAGAAGAUCAAGUUUUUAGAUCCUUUCUAGAUAACUUUGAUUCACCGUAUGAGAAAGAUGGGAAGGUUACAACAGAAGAAUUCAUGAACUACUAUGCAGGAGUCAGCGCUUCAAUAGACACUGAUGUCUAUUUCAUUAUCAUGAUGAGAAAUGCUUGGAAAUUCUAACUGUACGAUUAAGGAAGCAAGACUUUAUUUCCAUCUUCUUAGCUCCACAUGAUUAAAUAUGUGCACAAUAAUAUGGUCACGUUUCCCAUAAUAGUACCUUGUAGUCACUGUGCUGAUUGCAGUAUAUCAGAAGAAACGAUACUCACUCUACCACAUUGUUUUGGCAGGACCAUGCUGAGCUGAUGCACAUGAUAGGCUAAGAGGAGAUUUGGCAGCCCUGCCAAUAAUCACGCCCCUUGCUUUUCCUCCUGCUCCCCUUAUCUGUGUUGUUUCUUCUCUUAUGUUUCUCCUCAGAUGUCUGCUAGGCUUCUUUUGUUCCCAAAUAUGUCCCCAAUUCAUGUUAGGCAGCUGUGUUUCAAAGAAGGUACCAUAGCACCAGAGCAGAGGAUUCUGGGUUGUAUAUACUCAGUGUAUAAAUGUGUAGGUAUUUUUGUAGCAUGUAUACGGUCCUAAAACUCCAUAGAUUUGUCUUCCUUCUUUUUCCUUCUAUUCCUUUGUUUCUUGACUUUUUUCCCAUUCUCUGGGACCACCUGUCUACUGUUUCUCUUAUCAAAGUCACCAGUGGGCAUUGAUGCUUUACAAUGUUCUCUUAACUGUGUAAUUGAAAUACCUACCAGUGCUCCACCCAGUGUCUAUGCUGGACCUAAACUGAAAGACUACACAUAUUAUUAAGCUACUUCUCCUGGGAAUUUUUUAUGAACUAAAGAACUUUAGAAUCUUAAUUUUUCUUGGCUUUGCUACUGAAAAAGCCUGGACGUUAGUUAAUUGGAAGAGAUAACAGGACUCUUCUGUCAUGUCAGUGUCUGAGAGAGCUGAUGUCUGGUCAGCUACCUGUGAGAAGAGGGAUGGUAAGAGAAAGGGCCUGUCUGAAAGCCAUACUUCCUCUAGUUAUCCUCGCUUUGUUUCCUUUUCUCAUUUCUCUUGUCAGUUUGUCCCAGAGUAAACUGUUGCCAUAUAAAUGGUUUAAACAGAGCAGGAUUUACUCCAGUUAAUUUGUGCAAGUGCCAUAUACCUGUGUUUUCAAUCUCUCAAUUCUUAGUAAAAGAUUCAAGGUUUUGACAACAAACUGAGCCAUGUUCAGAGCCAACAAAAAGUCCUAUGGGCUGCAUUUUCACAAGCACUUAACACCCAGAAGUGGCACUAGAUUUUCAAGAGCUCUGCUCUUAUUUACAUACCAAACUAAGUGGCCUGAUUUUCAAAAGUUCAGUGUGUGAUUUUUGAAAAUCUAACCUUAAAUGUUACAAUGGCAGUUAGUAGCUACUGAGCACUCUAAAAUCUGGCCCUGAGCUGUUUGGAAACCUGGCCUUAUGGGAUACACUUGCUAUUUAGUUUAAAUAUGAUCACAACAGUAGGUAUCUGGAAUUCCUCACCACAGGCUGUGCAAUCUCAAUGUUUUCCUUGAUCUGGUAAGGCUCUGCACACUUGCAAUGUAUUAACUAUGGAAUGGAAUGGAAUUGAUGGGAAUAGAAAGGGAAAUUAUUUUGAUUAGAUAAUGUAUCAUCAAGGAAAUGGGGGCUAUUUACAUAAUGUGAUGCUGUUGUGGACCAACAAAUAAAUUCAUGUACAUGAAGUAGAAAGGUGCAUGGUACAUGAAUAAUACAUGUGCCAUUUCACAUACUGGCAGUUAUAUGUAGCCACUUUCUUAUUAAUUUAUUUAUUGGUUCUGUAACAGGUAUAUUAUCUACCUUGCACAUUUUAAAUAAAGAUGUAACAUUAGUGGGCUGUGAGAGUCACAAAGUGAAAAAUGAUCCCACUCUGGCGUAUACCGUAUCUAAAGACUCCCAAAAUCCACAGUGAUCUGUUGUGCUGACAUUUAAUCAAGUGAAGUGAAAAGUUUUGUCUUACUAACCUUAACUCUUGACUAGUUUGUCUGUUUCAUACUAACCAUAUAAAAUUGUAACAUUUAUUCAAGGCCAAGUGCAAUAUGCCUUUUCAAACGCAAUUUUUUCUUUGUAAAUGGAUGAAAAGCUCUGACGCUGCAAAACGUAUUGUCCCUGAUCAUACACUAUUAAAGUCAGUGGGAACUUUGCCAUUGACUUCAGGGAGCAAAGGAUCAAGACCGUUGUGAUUAAUGAAAGAUCACUGCUUUGAGAUUAGAUUUCCUUCUCUUUCUGCACCAACCCUGAGUAACAGAACUUUGUGCAGAGAAAUGAGUGAGGUGAACAGGGACAGAAUUUGUACAUCCCAUUCUGGAGACAGCAGGACUCUCUGGCCACUAUUGCAAUAGGCUGAAAACCAGCUCAUCUCCCUUUGGAUUCCCUGUACGUAAAUUCUGGGCCAUUGGGAUUGGUCCUGCUUUGAGUUGGGGGUCGGACUAGAUGAUCUCCUGAGGUCCCUUCCAACCCUGGUAUUCUAUGGUCCCUCUCCUGCCACACACUUUUUUCUGGAAGUCAUUAUAUGUGAAUAAAGAACCCUGAACACUUC